Messenger RNA from Bufo bufo (common toad), 954 nucleotides. RefSeq names its product olfactory receptor 10G4-like. Gene Ontology annotation, cellular component: membrane. Bases 1 to 954 code for a protein of 317 amino acids. Lineage: Eukaryota; Metazoa; Chordata; Amphibia; Anura; Bufonidae. Gene Ontology annotation, molecular function: G protein-coupled receptor activity; olfactory receptor activity. The transcript has a single exon. The record is from RefSeq and is a predicted model, not a curated record. Gene Ontology annotation, biological process: G protein-coupled receptor signaling pathway.
AUGUGGGCUCUAUCUAUAACCAAGAACAACCAAACUUGGUUUGAUGACUUUUAUCUUCAAGGGUUUGCUAACAUUGAGGACUACAGCCUUGGGCUGUUUUUUAUUUUUCUCUUUACCUAUUUACUCACUCUUUCUGGUAACAUGAUCAUCGUCUUGAUAGUACGUCUUCACCUGCACCUUCACACUCCAAUGUAUUUCUUCAUUACCAACCUGUCCUUGCUGGAAAUGUGGUACAUAUCAACUACGGUACCAAAACUUUUGGCUAUUCUUGUGACCCAUGACAAAAGGGUUUCAUUCCAUUGGUGCUUUGCUCAACUGUAUAUGUUUCAUGGACUUGGCAUGACGGAAUGUGCUUUGUUAGCUGUCAUGUCCUUUGAUCGAUAUAUGGCUAUAUGCCACCCUCUCAGAUAUACUAGCAUCAUGAGUGGCAGAAGGUGUGGACUGCUAGCCCUGUUAUGUUGGACUUAUGGGUUCAUGUCUGCAACUAUACCCCUCAGUUUAACCAUGAUGGUGCCUUUCUGUGGCCUACGGCACAUAGACCAUUACUUUUGUGACCUUGCUCCUCUGUUGAGUUUGGCCUGUAUAAAUACCUCUCUUAAUGCUACAGUUAAUGGCUGUGUUAUUGGCUUUGCUACUAUGUUUAACUUCAUAAUUAUCAUCAUCAUGUAUAUUAAUAUCAUAUAUUCUAUUGUGAAGAUGAGGUCAAACACAGGAAGAAUUAGGGCCUUCUCCACCUGUUCGUCUCAUAUCACUGUGGUGAUGUUAUUUUAUAGCACUGCCUUUACUGUCUAUGCAAGCCCCAAAGGCUUGCAUUCAGUGAACUAUGACAAGAUGAUCGCUUUGGUAUAUGCCAUGUUUACCCCUUUACUGAACCCAAUCAUUUAUAGUCUGAGGAAUAAAGAAGUGAAAAAAGCAUUAAAAAGAAUUUUAACAAAAAUCUCCAAAAAAGCAUAG